AUAGAUAGCGGAUGCUCAAAACAUAUGACUGGAGAUGCAUCAAAUUUUACACACAUAUCUCCAAAGAAAAGCGGACAUGUAACAUAUGGUGACAACAACAAAGGUAGAAUUCUUGGAGUGGGUAAAAUAGGUACAAAUUCUUCAAACUCCAUUGAAAAUGUUCUACUUGUUGAAGGCCUUAAGCAUAGCCUGCUUAGCGUUAGUCAACUAUGUGACAAAGGCUAUCUAGUAUCAUUUGAUUCUCAGAAAUGUCUUAUAGAACAUAAGCAUGACAUUAAUAUAAAGCAUGUAGGACAUAGAGUCAAUAAUGUUUACAUGAUAGACUUAAGCAUAAAACAAGAAAACAAUCAUUGCUUUCUUAGUAAAGAUGAUGAUCCAUGGUUAUGGCAUAAAAGAAUUGCUCACAUAAACAUGGAUCACUUAAAUAAAUUAAUUUCAAAAGAUUUAGUAGUUGGUUUGCCUAAAUUGAAAUUUGAAAAAGAUAAAUUAUGCGAUGCAUGUCAAAAGGGCAAACAAACAAGAGUCUCAUUCAAAUCUAAAAAUGUUGUUUCAACCACUCGACCAUUACAGUUAUUGCAUAUGGAUCUAUUUGGUCCAUCUAGAACCAUGAGUUUUGGAGGAAAUUACUAUGCUUUAGUUAUAGUUGAUGAUUUCUCUAGAUAUACUUGGACAUUAUUUAUUACACAUAAAAGUGAUUCAUUCCAUGCAUUUAGGAAACUUGCUAAAGUCAUACAAAACAAGAAAAAUCUCAAGAUUGCAUCCAUUAGAAGUGAUCAUGGGGGUGAAUUUGAAAAUAAAGAUUUUGAAUUAUUUUGUGAUGAACAUGGUAUUGAACAUAAUUUUUCUGCACCAAGAACUCCUCAACAAAAUGGAGUUGUUGAGAGGAAAAAUAGGUCAUUGGAAGAAAUUGCAAGAACUUUAUUAAAUGAUACUUAUCUUCCAAAGUAUUUUUGGGCUGAAGCUGUCAAUACUGCAUGUUACAUCAUGAAUAGAGCCUUGAUAAGACCUAUUUUAAAGAAAACCCCAUAUGAGUUAUUUAACGGUAGAAAACCUAAUAUUUCUCAUCUACAUGUUUUUGGGUGCAAGUGCUUUGUACUUAAUAAUGGUAAAGAUAAUCUAGGAAAAUUCGAUGCAAAAUCUGAUGAAGGCAUUUUUCUUGGAUAUUCCUUACAAAGCAAAGCAUAUAGAAUAUAUAAUAAGAGAACUAUGAAUAUAGAGGAAUCCAUUCAUGUUACCUUUAUGAUUGAACCUAAAAAUAUAAAAGAAGCCAUAGUAGAUGAUAAUUGGAUCAUUGCCAUGCAAGAAGAACUAAACCAAUUUGAAAGAAACAAUGUAUGGAAAUUAGUAGAAAAACCUGAAAAUUAUCCUGUUAUUGGAACAAAAUGGGUUUUUAGAAAUAAAUUAGAUGAACAUGGUAUAAUUAUUAGAAAUAAAGCCAGGUUAGUAGCAAAAGGGUAUAAUCAAGAAGAGGGGAUAGACUAUGAAGAAACAUAUGCUCCUAUUGCAAGAUUAGAAGCCAUUAGAAUGCUUUUGGCAUAUGCAUCCAUAAUGAACUUUAAACUUUAUCAAAUGGAUGUUAAGAGUGCCUUUCUAAAUGGCUUAAUUCAAGAAGAGGUAUAUGUUGAACAACCCCCUGGUUUUGAAAUUUCUGAUAAACCAAACCAUGUUUAUAAAUUACAAAAGGCUCUUUAUGGUUUGAAACAAGCCCCUAGGGCAUGGUAUGAACGAUUAAGUAAUUUUCUUCUUGAAAAAGAAUUCUCCAGAGGUAAAGUGGAUACCACAUUAUUCAUAAAGAGAAGGCAUAAUGAUAUUUUGUUGGUUCAAAUAUAUGUUGAUGAUAUAAUUUUUGGAUCCACUAAUGAUUCAUUGUGCAAGGAGUUUUCCCUUGAUAUGCAAAGUGAAUUUGAAAUGUCAAUGAUGGGAGAACUAAAGUACUUUCUGGGAUUACAAAUCAAGCAAACUCAAGAAGGUAUAUUCAUCAAUCAAUCCAAAUACUGCAAGGAAUUGAUCAAAAGAUUUGGGAUGGAUAGUGCAAAACACAUGUCUACACCGAUGAGCACUAAUUGUUACUUAGAUAAAGAUGAAUCUGGUCAGUCUAUAGACAUAAAACAAUAUCGAGGUAUGAUCGGAUCUCUUCUUUAUUUAUCUGCUAGUAGACCUGAUAUUAUGUUUAGUGUAUGCAUGUGUGCUAGGUUUCAAUCCAACCCCAAACAAUCACAUCUAAGUGCAGUAAAGAGAAUCAUGAGAUAUCUAUUAGGAACAAUCAAUUUAGGAUUAUGGUAUCCUAAGAAUUCAACAUGUAACUUAAUAGGAUAUUCUGAUUCUGAUUUUGCCGGAUCUAAAACUGAUAGAAAAAGUACAAGUGGAACUUGUCAAUUUAUUGGAUCGGCUCUUGUCUCAUGGCAUAGUAAGAAACAAAACAGUGUUGCUUUAUCUACUGCUGAAGCGGAGUAUAUCUCUGCCGGUAGUUGUUGUGCACAAAUUUUAUGGAUGAAGCAACAAUUAUCUGACUAUGGCAUCAUUCUUGAUCGCAUACCUAUUAAGUAUGAUAAUACUAGUGCCAUAAAUCUAUCCAAAAACCCAGUUCAACAUUCAAGAACUAAACAUAUAGAGAUUAGACACCACUUUCUUAGAGAUCAUGUCUUAAAGGGAGAUUGUGUUUUAGAAUUUGUUGAUACUAAGAAUCAACUUGCUGAUAUUUUCACUAAAUUGGUGGCAUUAGGAAAAAUACUUCAGGAGGGUUCCACCAUACACAGUGUGGCUUAUGCAGAUGAUAUGGAUGCACAAAUUACUCCAAACAAAGUGGAUGCACAUGUGCCAAUGCCGGCUGAUGUGGAUGCAGAUGAUCUGAUGUGUGGGCUGAUAAAGUUGAGUUUUGAUAUUUACAACAAGCCUGUAGAAUUUGUGUUUGAUGGGAGUAAAUUUGGAAUUGUAGAUGGAGCUACAUCGAUCUUCCUAACAUAUUCUGAUGUUAGUGAAAUAAUGGUAGGUGACAAAAGUAUAUGGAUGAGUGGAGUUCAAGCUUGGGUCAUGGUUCCGUGUAUGCAUUCCUUGAGCCACAGUCCUUGCACAAUGCAAAGGAUAGACAUGGUGAAUGCCAACAAUACGUUGAAACAUGGCUUAAGGAAUCCCAACGAGAGGAAACCUGAUAUUCAUAUCAAAGCCGCAAUUAACAGUGCAAUGAACAAAUUAAAGAUGACUUCGCAUGGUGAUACUAAGCAAGCUGGACAUAAGUGGAUUGAAGUUAAGAGUCACAUUCAAACCGAAUGUUAUGAAUGUGGAUAUUACGUGAUGCAUUGGAUGUGGAACAUCGUAAGCGAGGAGGUGAAGACUGAUUGGUCCCUGCGGUUUGGUGAUGACAUGCCAUUGGACAAGGACACCAUGACAACAAUUCGGAAGAAAUGGGUUGGUGUAACUAUUAUUGUUGUCGUAGCAGGCUAUGGAUUUCUUGCAGGAAUGAUUGACAACCUUAGUAGAUGCACAAGUUCAAAAACUGAGAAAUUUAUCUUGAAGCAUCUGUUCAAAUAUUCAACAAUUGCAACUUUCUUCAUUGAAGUUAUGGCUAAGAUUGGUGGUAACACUACUGGCCCAGCCAGCCUCAUUUCUCAAACUCGUGCAGUUUCUUCAGAUGAGCUCAAAAAUGAUGAAGAAUAUGAUGAGAUACUUGAUGAUAUGAGACAGGAGUGCUCAAAAUUUGCUGAAAGGACAACGGAAGAGACAACCAUGAAUGAAACUAGCUCCAGAUCUCACCAAAUUCUUAGAUUGACAGUUGAAAGUAAUCCUUGUGAUUAUGCAGACACCGCAAGAUCCAGAGCUCUAUUUGCCUAUGUGAAUUUUGUUGAUCUAGCCAGAAGUGAGCGUGCUUCUCAAGCAAUGACAGCAUGCACAAGAUUGAGAGAAGGCUUCAUCAACUUUCACUUUGCAUUUCAGCUUAGAAAAGUUAUCUAUCUGCUCUCAAUUUUCCUGUUGAUUAUUGCUCUGUUACUAUGA
This is a messenger RNA of Glycine soja, 3990 nucleotides long. RefSeq lists its product as uncharacterized. The annotation marks the transcript as partial. The transcript is spliced from 16 exons. Lineage: Eukaryota; Viridiplantae; Streptophyta; Magnoliopsida; Fabales; Fabaceae. Gene Ontology annotation, biological process: DNA integration; microtubule-based movement. Gene Ontology annotation, molecular function: nucleic acid binding; ATP binding; microtubule motor activity. The record is from RefSeq and is a predicted model, not a curated record.